This is a messenger RNA of Penaeus vannamei (Pacific white shrimp), 1395 nucleotides long. NCBI's taxonomy places the organism in Eukaryota, Metazoa, Arthropoda, Malacostraca, Decapoda, Penaeidae. The record is from RefSeq and is a predicted model, not a curated record.
AUGAGUAAUCCAUACCAGGCUCUUUUUAAGAGUCAACAAGAUUUUUUUACUAACGAACUAAAAAAUUCCUCGUUAAAGAAUCGCUUGGCCAAGUUGAGAGCAAUAAAGAAAUGGAUUAAAAAAAAUGAAUCGAGAAUUUGUGAAGAAAUUUUCAAGGAUUUUCAAAAAGGCGCUGAAGAAGUACUCUUGACAGAGAUCAAACCCAUUGUAGAUGAAAUCAAUCAUUACCUAUCUCAUUUAGAACAGUGGGUUCGUCCCACAUUAGUUUCCACUCCAUUGACUUUUUGGGGAACUCGUUCUCAAGUGAGAAUUGAACCUAAAGGAGUUUCACUAAUUAUUGCACCAUGGAAUUAUCCAUUUAAUUUAUGUAUUGGCCCAUUAGUCUCAGCUAUUGGUGCAGGAUGUACUGCUAUCAUAAAGCCCUCUGAACACACUCCUCAUACUGCGAAUUUAAUUCAAAACAUGAUCAAUGAAUUAUUUAUUGAAAAGGAAGUAGCAGUUAUCCAAGGAGAAGUAAAAGUAUCAGAGGAAGUAUUAAAACUACCUUUUGACCACAUCUUUUUUACUGGGAGUCCUCAAGUUGGAAAAAUCAUCAUGAAAGCAGCUGCCGAAAACCUAAGUUCCGUGACUCUAGAAUUAGGAGGAAGAAAUCCUGCCCUUGUAGAUGAAACAGCUAAUUUGAAAGACGCUGCUCAAAAAAUUGUUUGGGGUAAAUUUUUAAACAGUGGACAAACAUGCAUUGCCCCUAAUUAUGUAUACGUUCACCAAACUCAAGCUAAAAAACUGGAAGAAGAAAUCAUCCAACAAAUAAAAAUCCAAGCACCUAAGGAAAUCCUUGAUUUCACCAAAAUUGUUAACUCCUCGCACUAUUCUCGGCUAGUCAGAUUAUUGAAUCAAACGCUAAAAGCUGGUGGAAACAUAGCCUAUGGUGGAGAUAAAAACGAGGCAUUUAACUUCCUCUCUCCAACCAUACUUAAUGAAACAACUAUUGAUUCCCCUAUUUUUCAAGAAGAAAUAUUUGGCCCUCUUUUACCUAUUAUCACCUAUCAAAACCUUGAAGAAGCAGUCCAGAUUAUUAAUCAAACUGAAAAACCUUUAGCCUUGUAUCUAUUUAGUAAGUCUAAAAAAAAUCAACAAUACAUUAUUAAGAAUACAAGUGCUGGAACGACAGCCAUCAAUGAAACUACCAUUCAAUUUGCUCAACCUUACCUCCCUUUUGGUGGAGUCAACCACAGCGGAAUUGGAAAAGCUCAUGGUAAACAUGGCUUUUUAGAAUUCUCAAAUCAAAGAGCUAUCCUCAAACAACGAGUUGGGUUUACUAUUCUUAAACUCAUUUUUCCUCCCUACACUAAUUUCAAAAAGAAAGUGAUUCGAUUUAUCACCUUCAAGCUUUAA